Molecule: messenger RNA, 1761 nt
Organism: Lindgomyces ingoldianus
Lineage: Eukaryota; Fungi; Ascomycota; Dothideomycetes; Pleosporales; Lindgomycetaceae
Product: P-loop containing nucleoside triphosphate hydrolase protein
Exons: 2
Coding region: 94-1659 (521 amino acids)
Biological process (GO): protein insertion into mitochondrial inner membrane from matrix; mitochondrial respiratory chain complex III assembly
Cellular component (GO): mitochondrial inner membrane
Molecular function (GO): ATP hydrolysis activity; ATP binding
Source: RefSeq, a predicted model, not a curated record
CACGCGACAGCUACGUUUAGGGGCGUUUGGCACUUCUUUUCGGCGUUUUGGCCAAUUAUUGCAAGAGACAUUUGACAUUUAUCUGCUGACAGAAUGACGGGUAGGAGCCAAUUCUACCAAACUGGACUUGUCCACCAUGGACUCCCAAUCCCUGCAAUAUCAAACAUAUACCAGAACAGAUCCGCCUUGAUCCAAGACCUCCCAGAUAAUGGUAUUGUUCCCACUCAUCAGAAGAAUUCGGUUUCUCAAGGUCUCCCCAUUCUCGAAAUCCUUCAGCGGGUAGCCUCUCGUCUCCGGCCAGGAUACAGCCUCGACAGCAUCUUAGCGACAGUUGCCUUGUACAGAGCAGCCUUUCCAGUCUUCGCAUAUCUAAAGCAGCUAUUUACAGACUACUUCACUUCUACCGUUAGUAUCUACGAGUCUGACGCUGCUGCUAAGGAGAUUAUGGAAUGGAUGGUAGUGCAUGUUAUGCAGAAAGGUACAACAAAUGGUCACGUUGUCACCGGCGGUGUUAUUCAAGACCCUUUCACGGACUAUAUGCUCCCCCAACCCCGCAAGCGCUCUCAGGCCACCAAUACAAAUAAUACAUCCAGUAACCUUCACUCGACGCUUCCGAUGGGAAAUAAAGUUUUUUGGAUUGGUUUGCGGCCGUUCAAGUUUUCACGUGCUUUCCCCUAUUCGGCUGGAGAUAUCUCUGCUUCCAGAAGCAGAAGCCGACAGGGUCAGAGCAGCAUUCACGUUAGUACCCUCGGUCGUAGCUUGUCGCCUCUUCACGAGUUCCUUCAGACCUGCCGGGACUUUAAGAUUCGUAACAAGGGAGAAACCACUACUAUCUACUUCAUCGGCGCCAAUGGUGGACCCUACCUUGCCCAUGGGCAUUGGUCGGCUGUCCGGAAAAGCGUACGUAGGCUUGAUACCGUGGACAUGGAUGCAACUGUUAAGGAAGAGUUGAUACGAGAUGCGGAGGAUUACUACCUUCCGGAGACCAAGUAUACCUACACUGAUUCCGGCAUCCCAUAUCGUCGCGGAUAUCUCUUCCAUGGUCCGCCAGGCACAGGGAAAACCAGCUUCAGUGCUGCUCUUUCUUCUCAUUUAGAGUGCGACAUCUAUAUGAUUGAUCUCGCAGCCAACCAAAUCAACGACUCCUAUCUCCAUAUGCUAUUUCUCUCUCUGCCGGAAAAGUGCGUAGUCGUCAUCGAGGAUAUCGAUUCAGCGGGCAUUGGUCGUCAAAAAUCGGCUGAACCAAUUGAAACUGACGACGACAUGUACGUAAGAGCUCCUCGACUAACUCUUAGCGGUCUUCUCAACGCUAUCGAUGGUACCGCAUCCCAGGAGGGUCGUCUUCUGAUCAUGACCUCCAACAACCCGGAUUCACUGGAUGAGGCGCUCAUCCGCCCUGGACGCAUUGACAAGAAGAUCUACUUUGGAUAUGUGUCACUCGAUGUUGCAAAAUCGAUGUUCAUGCGACUUGUCGGACGUGCUGCUGUCGCUUCGGGUAUCGAUCAAACUGAAAUUCAGGGCAUGAGUGAAGCCUUUUCGAAAUUCAUUCCGGAGGAUGCGGUUACUCCUGCCCAGCUUCAGAAUUUCCUCCAGGGUUGUCGAGGCGAUCCGAAGAAAGCCCUCUUGGAAGUUAGUGAUUGGGCUGCUGGGAUGAUGUAAGGCGCGAAGUGAUUCAAGAUUGAGUAGGAUGAAAUAGGAUGAAAGGGCGUUAGUUAAGAUGAGUAGGUAUCUGUACUUCAGCGCAGCCUUGCUAAACUUCCU